AUGCCGUCAAACAGGAUACAUUGCGUCAUCCCAAACUUCCUUCACUUAAAGAAACCAUUUGCACUUCAAACAAUUCAGACCCUCAUCUUAUCUCCAUCAGUUUCCACACCAACCAUAAAACCCCGUUCAUCCUACUCUUCAUCAGCCUACGAUAUUAAACAAAAACUACUGCAUAACCACCAAAACAACCCUCGCUUCCCCGCAGGUCCAACAUCACCGCCUGCACUGCAGCUUACUUCACCUCGAUCCUCCCUAUUCUCCACAGCCUCAAUAAUCAUGUCUGACGGCUACAUUUCCUUCCUGGACAAGGCAAACGCAGACCCGAAUGCCGGCUACGCGCAGCAAGGGACCGACUCCAUUCGGACCGAGACCAUCCAUACAUCUGUCCAGGUCCCCGCAUCACUCGCAUCAGUCGACAAAUACUACACCUCUGACACAGACGAACCAUUCGAGCCUGUUGCGCUCAAGUGGGAUGGUGCAAGCCGGGGAGAUUGGCCUAGUGCCGAUCAAUUUUCCAAUUUGAUUUCCCCAAACAAAGACCUCUCGGAGGACAUUACCACCCUUUCGGCUUCCUCCUUCGAUCCGAAGAAUCAGUAUUCUACUGUUUUCCGGGCUGUGCGUGCUGCAGCUGUUGAGCAUGAUGAUACUGUAGACCAGUCUUCUAUUGAUGUCAAGGUUUAUCGUGUUGAGUUGAGCAGCACGAAGCUUGAGUACUGGGUUUUGGCCUUGAGUGUGGCUGAGGGCCAGGUUGUUGGUCUUCGGGCUAAGGCUGUUGAGAGUUGA
Molecule: messenger RNA, 783 nt
Organism: Penicillium taxi
Lineage: Eukaryota; Fungi; Ascomycota; Eurotiomycetes; Eurotiales; Aspergillaceae
Exons: 2
Coding region: 1-783 (260 amino acids)
Source: RefSeq, a predicted model, not a curated record